Messenger RNA from Mugil cephalus (flathead mullet), 2026 nucleotides. It is a transcript of the gene vdac3, whose product is annotated as voltage-dependent anion channel 3. Gene Ontology annotation, cellular component: mitochondrial outer membrane. Gene Ontology annotation, molecular function: voltage-gated monoatomic anion channel activity. The transcript is spliced from 11 exons. Gene Ontology annotation, biological process: monoatomic anion transmembrane transport. The record is from RefSeq and is a predicted model, not a curated record. The coding region runs from base 117 to 1079 and encodes 320 amino acids. Lineage: Eukaryota; Metazoa; Chordata; Actinopteri; Mugiliformes; Mugilidae.
GGUCUGACUUGCGCCUGCCCAGUCUGUCGCCUCUGCUUUCCCCUUCAGUGUAACCCGCUGCUGCAUCGACCAGCGCUGUGAAACUCUGCACCCUCCACCCCUAAAAUUAAAGACACAUGGCAGAGAAAGGGAUUGUGGUGCAGCAGGACAAGACAGGAAAAGUCAAGCAGGCAGAGGACAAAGGCCGCUGUGUGACAUGUCACGCCCCCAAGGGACAUGGCACAAUGGCCGUCCCUCCCGCAUACGCAGACCUGGGGAAAUCUGCCAAAGACAUCUUAAAUAAGGGCUAUGGCUAUGGAGUACUGAAGCUGGAUGUUAAGACCAAGUCUCAGAAUGGUGUUAUGGAGUUUGCCACAUCCGGUUCCAACAACACAGACACAGGAAAGUCGGGAGGACACCUGGAGACCAAGUACAAAGUGAAUGAGCUGGGCCUCACCUUCAACCAGAAGUGGAACACAGACAACACCCUGACCACAGAAAUCACCAUUGAAGACCAGCUGGCUAAAGGCCUGAAGCUCGGUCUGGACACGUCGUUUGUCCCCAACACUGGAAAGAAGAGUGCCAAACUGAAGACCGGCUACAAGCGUGAGUUUGUGAAUAUGGGCUGUGACCUGGACUUCGACAUGGCCGGACCCACUGUCCACGCAGCGGCUGUUCUGGGUUACGAGGGCUGGCUGGCUGGUUACCAGCUGGCAUUUGACACUGCCAAAUCUAAACUGACCCAGAAUAACUUUGCGCUUGGAUACAAGGCUGGCGACUUUCAACUGCACACUAACGUCAAUGACGGCACAGAGUUCGGUGGUUCAAUUUACCAAAAGGUGAGCUGCUGCUUGGAGACAGCGGUCCACCUGGCUUGGACAGCGGGAAGCAACAACACACGCUUUGGAAUUGGAGCCAAAUACCAGCUGGAUAAGAACUCCUUCCUGUCUACCAAGGUUAACAACGCCUGCCUCGUGGGAGUCGGGUACACACAGACCCUCAGGCCAGGAGUGAAGCUCACCCUCUCAGCUCUGGUCGACGGGAAGAACGUGAAUGGUGGCGGACACAAAGUUGGGAUGGGCUUCGAGCUGGAGGCAUAAAGAUUCAGGAGCCACAAGUCGCGUGGAGGGGAAAGCAGCAUAGGAGAAGAAUAAAGAGCCUAAAUGUGACAACACUCAGCGACACGUUAAACACAUCUUCCCUCUGAGUUCUAUACACAUACAGUACGCACACGGAUACACUCGUCCUUUGGCCUUAACCCUGAAUCCCAGAGAAGCUUCCAAGACCUCCAGUACUGUAAUUCUAACCAAACCAGGAUUUAUUUUGUGUUUUACAUUAUUUACAGUUCCACCAACCCAACUUUUCAGCAGAUAUUGCCACGAAUGCUACAAGUAAAACAGAUUUGUCAGUCUGUGCACAAGCACUAGUUAAUGUGCUGCAUUAGAUCAGUUGGAUCAGACAAAGUGCACUUUCAUUGGAGCAUUUGUGUCUCAGACAUAUGAAUGCUCUGUCUGAAAUUCGAUUUGAAGCACCUUUUUGAUCCUGACAUUGUGAUCGGUCAUGUUUUCUUCUGAUGCACUCUGGGUUCUAGAUAUUACUUGAGAUUAUUAGGAGAUGCUUGUAUUUGGUUUAUUGUGGUUAUGUUGCAUGCGGCCAAGGCUAGAGGGAAGUUUUUUCGACAUUUAAUUGUCAUAUUGACGAGUACAGUGACUGUAAACAGACGCAAUAGAGGCUGAAGAGAAUUAAGGUAGGUCAAUACUAACUCAGUAUGAGUCUUUCCACCACGUGACCUCAGUAACAGUUUCAACCUGUGAACGCUCAGUUGCCUAAAGGUCUAUUUUUCAGGUCUUCUUUAAUGGGGCCGGUGGCAAUUUGGACCUCUGUGUCUCUCUUUGUGUUUUUUUGUCCUGUACCUGCUCGACCUUUGUCACUACAUUUCAUUUUUUUUUCUGUGCUGUGCGUUGUAUUAGGGGCUUUAGUCAACAGUUAGGACCUCAAACUGAUUUUAUUCAACAAAUGGAAUAAAAACAAAAAGUUUAAACACCAA